Molecule: messenger RNA, 1109 nt
Organism: Vigna umbellata (rice bean)
Lineage: Eukaryota; Viridiplantae; Streptophyta; Magnoliopsida; Fabales; Fabaceae
Source: RefSeq, a predicted model, not a curated record
UACAAUUUCUAAGCAUUUUACAGUAACAACGGUGGCGGGUAUCUCGGAUUCAAAACUGGAUUAUCGGAUUCCACAAACCCAACUAUAUAAAGCACACGGAACUGGGAAUAAAACUCAAACCCAAAUACUAACACUCUCCAAUUGCAUCUCCAAUUUUGAACUCCAUAUUACUAACUUCAUAUUUUGGUACUCUAACUCUUCUUUAAUUAGGAAAAUGCCAGACGUUCAAGCCCUUGUUAAUGGAUUUGUGAAUCUGCUCAAGAAGCGUAAAAUUGAAGGGUCUCAGGCCACAGCGAAGCAGACAGCAGAGUUGCUCCGGUCUGUGAUAUCACAGCAGCGGGUGCCACACACAAACCAGGCCACAUCUCUGAUUAAUGCAGUAAGGGCUGUGGGGGAGAAGAUUAUUGAUGCUAAUCCUAUUGAGUUAUCUGUGGGAAAUAUCGUGAGGCGGGUUCUUCACAUUAUAAGGGAGGAGGAUCUUUCCCUUGUUACAGAUGCUUUGGCUGGUUCUGGAAGUGAUGAUGAAGAUGAUGUCGAGCGAGAUGAUUAUCCUGCGUUAUCUGCUGCUGCUGUUGCAGCUGCUGCAAGAAGCACCUUGCGUCCACCCUCAUUACAAACUCUUCUAGAGGAUGUGACCGAUUCAGCUGCCGUUCCACCAACUCCUUCCUCGACGGGUGACUCUGAUGGGAAAAGUAGAUCUGUUGAAAAGGGUACAAGAGGUCGGAAGUUGAAGCAUGAUGUCAUUGAAGCAGUCAAUGAACUUAUUCAAGACAUAACCUCUUGCCAUGAACAAAUAGCAGAACAAGCAGUAGAGCAUAUUCAUCAAAAGUUCGUUUCAUCCGAAACUACUCACAGACAUGUUUAUCUCUUGCUACUUUAAAAUGCUUGUUUCAGAACAUGCCAUUAUAAGAUCCCAAAAAGCAGAUUGAUCUGAGAUUCAAAACUUAAGAGGAAAAACAUAUUUACAUGUCAAUCUAUUUUUCCAAGACGUAAUCUUUUCUUUUAUCAUCAAUGAUAAGACAGUUGGUCUUCUUAUCACUGGUCAUAAAUACGCAUUGGUAAAGGGUUCCAGCACCCAAGAAUUCUCUUUGGUUAAAUGAAAGCUUGUC